Molecule: messenger RNA, 972 nt
Organism: Penicillium griseofulvum
Lineage: Eukaryota; Fungi; Ascomycota; Eurotiomycetes; Eurotiales; Aspergillaceae
Exons: 1
Coding region: 1-972 (323 amino acids)
Source: RefSeq, a predicted model, not a curated record
AUGGAUACUAAUAAGAAAAAGGCGGCACCAAGCACUUUGACUCCAGCCCAACGAGCACGGAAAAGAGCAGCUGACCGAAAGUUCCGUAAAAGCUCCCGUGAGAAAACCAAGAGUUACAUUGCUCAUUUGGAAAAGUUGGUUGAGGCCAGCAGUUCUUCUCCCAAUGGCUCCGAAAAUGUGCAACGCCUCAUGCAGCAGGCUGACGAGCAUUAUAACGAUGCCCGCCAGCUCCGGUCUGCCUUAACGAACAUUAUUGAUCUAGCGCAGUCAAAUCUUCAAAAGUUAAGCGACCGCGCUUCUACAUCGCCUUCAGCAGCAGUACCUACUCUGACCUCCCCAGGAGAGUCCGAUGAUCAAGAGGCCUUUCGAUCGCCGACCGAGAACAGCGAUUUAGAAGCGAUGGAGACUGUUGGGGCCCAUUUCAAUGUUCAACAUUUCGACAACACAAGCUUUGACGACCUGCUUGGGGAUUUAGAACCGUUCCAGCAAGAGGGUGAUGAAUUUGCCCCGUUCAGCUCCAUGCCGCGCAACCCUGAUCAGAUAGAAUCAGAGACUGCGAAUCCUCCGGGCCCUUCCCUCCCACUUUCAAACAUGGCCAUUCCAGAGCCAUACCCCUCCUACAAAUCAGCCCUCGCUAAACCCGCUGUACUGCCCGUGCCCACUAUCUUACAGCCCUCUACGACGAACGAUUCCCAAUCCAUUUGGAACUCAUUGGGCACUAUUACAUACACCGCCAUAAGUUCAUGCAAAAAGACCAUCCAAUUUCUCUCCGGUGAACUGCAGAGAAGCCGCGAUGAGAAUGUUUUGAUUACGGCGGUUGUACACGGUUGGCAUUCGGUCCCGGAGCAAGAUUUAUUUGAUCCAACCUGGCAAGCGAUUCGUCGUGUAGAUGAGCAAAUGCUUCGGCCUUAUAGAGCCGUGGAAAGGCUUGCCAUGCUGUAUGUGUCAAGAUUGCAGCUUUUGGUAGGUUGA